GAAUGGAGGAUUUGCCACGUUGCCGUCGUUGCUCUGGACAACGGAUUUAAAAGGCUCUGACGCGCCGUGAGGAUGUAGUGGCGGCGGGAGCAGCAGACCACACACUCUCGUCUGUCAGGUAUCCGUCAGGUGCAGCUCUGGUGCGCCCCGCCGCCUCCAGCAUGUUGACCGACAGGAUUUUGGAGCAGGAGUUUGAGAAGAAUGCGGAGUCCUGGUACACCACGCAGGAGCUGGAGCACGAUCUGCAUCUGGCAGCGGAGCUGGGGAAAACCCUCCUGGACAGGAACCAUGACCUGGAGCAGGCCCUGCAGCAGAUGUACUCCACUAACCAGGAGCAGCUGCUGGAGAUAGAGUAUAUGACCAAACAGGUGGAAAUGCUGCGUCAGAUGAACGACCAGCAUGCCAAGGUGUAUGAGCAGCUGGACAUAGCUGCCAGGGAUCUGGAGGAAAGCAACGACAGGCUUGUUCAGGACAACCGCGUGGCCCAACAGAGGAUUCAUAGCCUAACUGACAUUAUUGCAGACCUUCAGACCCACAUGGAAGACCUGCAGAGUCAAGUGGAGGAGCUGAAAACUGUCCAAGCAGAGCGAAAGAAGAGGGAGAUGGCAGAGCAGCGACGCAGCCUCGGAGCACAGAGUGUCUCCUGUCUGAAAGAGCUGUAUGACUUACAGCACGACAGGUAUUUGGCUCUCAUUGAUGGAAUCUGGUCGGCUCAGAACUCCUUAUAUGAUGGGGACGUACGCCAAAACCCAGAAGAUGAAAACCAAGCUCUUCAGAACUCCAUCCAGAGUCUUCAGAAACAGAUAAAUGCGGAGCGGAACCGCAGAGAGGCGGCGGAGCAGGAGAUUGAGUUGACGAACAAGGAGAACAGAAAUUUGGAGCAUCGGCUGGCCCUGCUGGAGGGCUGUCGGGCCAGGCAGAAGGAGCUGGAGGAGGAAGUGGAGCAGCUGCGGCUUCUGUGGCGUGCUGACGUCGCCAACAGUGCUAGAAGAACUGACCACCUGCUGGUGCCCGAGUCAAUAUUCUUCGCCUCAGAAGAAAAGCAGGAUGCGGGACAGAGUGAGACAGAAGAGAAGACAGAAAAGGUUGAAGAGCCUACCAGACACAAUCGACAGAGGCGUCACAGUGACAGCGUUUUAAGAGCAGCGAACGCGGAUGACAUUCGUCGUGGCCACGAGGAGCUGUGUAUCAGGCGGGCUGAGGCCGUGAAACGGAGAGGCAUCUCUUUACUCAAUGAAGUGGAUGCGCAGUACAGUGCUCUGCAGGUGAAAUAUGAUGAGUUACUGCAGCGAUGCCAGCAGACCCCCGACGAGCUCACCCACAAGGCCGUCCAGACAGCCGGCACUUCAUCUGCGAGCAUCCGGGCGCGCCGCCGCCGCUCCAGUUUAGCCGCUUUAUCUGAUCUAGCAGUCGUUGCCGAAGACGGUCUGCAGCCAGAGUACAAGGUUCUCUUCAAGGAGAUCUUCACCUGCAUCCAGAAGACCAAAGACGACCUGAGCGAGAACAGGUUUCCAGUCGGUAUUCAGCCAAAUGAAGACUCACCUUCUUAAGACUCAUUCUCAUGUCUGCCUGCGAGAGCACUGAGGUUGCUGUGCUGUGUCAACGAUGCACACGCUGCUAUGUCCAUUACAUCUUAGAUAGCAGCCAACGCUUGUUCAUUUUAUCCCGUCCUUAUGGAAAUGUAUUGUAGCAUUUAUGUUCAUGUAAUGUUAUGUUAAAAAUGUUUGUAUAAAAAUGGAUCCCAGGAAAUUAUAGAGGAAAAAGAGGUAAUGUACUGUAAGAUUUAUAAAGUUUUCCUCUGCGAAUCAGAAGCACAUUUUGCAAUUUGACCUCAUAAGCCACCAGCAUUAUGUCCACAAACAGUGUUUAUGUAAUCUUACUCCUGUGAGCACUUGAUUGUUUGGUGUUUAAAGGACAAAGCCACAUGGAAUUGCACACUUGUGGAGUUUAAAUAUGAACUGUAAGAAAAAAAAAUGUUGCAAUAGACUGUAAAUCUGUAGAAAUACAAUCAUACGUUUGUAAGAAUUAGUUGAUGUGAGUUGGUUUGUCUCAUUUAAAAACGUAGACGAGUUGAGGGUCACUGGCCUAUUACAAGUGGACACUGGAAGAUUGUUAAUUUUUGUUUUUAUGCAUCCGACAAGUGUGCACAGCAACAGAGCACAUGCAAGCUCAGCACUUUUUAUGAUGUAUCACAGUUUUGUUCAAUUUAUUUAUUUAUUAACAGGAGUUUAGAAAAGAUUUAUGAUUAUUUAUCGUCUUUGUGGACUGAUUUCCAGAGCAGAUUUUCCAGUUGACAAUAAGUGAAAUUAAAAGUAACUGGAGAGCUUCUUGUGUGGAUGUAGAAACUGUCUAUUGAUUCAGGAGAACAUCUUAUGGAAAUUCUGUUACAGGUAAAAGAAAAAUAAGAAUUCAGGACCUCAAUUGUUGUUUGAAAUGAAAAUAGUGCUUUAUGUAUUAUAUUUUUUACUUGCACUCUCAAUGUAAUGUGGUGCUUGCAAGAAAGAAUUAUAUGGAUGUUACAAAAUUGAGUUUAGGCAGGGCAUUUAGGGGUGUGCUGUUUUGAAGCCUCCAUGGAGACUGGACAUGGUUCUCUGGCAAAUAAAGAAUAAAGGCAAUAAUUUUUGCAGUUUAA
Messenger RNA from Cololabis saira (Pacific saury), 2632 nucleotides. It is a transcript of the gene cdr2a, whose product is annotated as cerebellar degeneration-related protein 2a. Lineage: Eukaryota; Metazoa; Chordata; Actinopteri; Beloniformes; Belonidae. The record is from RefSeq and is a predicted model, not a curated record. The transcript is spliced from 7 exons. Bases 162 to 1550 code for a protein of 462 amino acids.